AUGGAGCGGAAGCGAGCAGGCUACAGUGUGCAGAGGGACGUCCUGGAUGAAGAAGGUGUGGAAGAGAUGGCAGAAAAAUCUGACAGCAAAACAUCUCUAUGUGAGAGGGUCAGACAGUCUGCGAGGAUCUCUGGCCCCCGGGCGAGGAGCUGCCUGCUGGGCUGUGUUCCCGUCCUGUCCUGGCUGCCUCGCUACUCCAUCAGGGAAAACGCCCUCGGGGAUCUGAUCUCUGGCAUCAGCGUGGGCAUCAUGCAGCUGCCACAGGGUAUGGCCUACGCCCUGCUGGCAGCUGUGCCUCCAGUCUUCGGCCUCUACUCUUCCUUCUACCCCGUCCUCAUCUACUUCAUCUUCGGCACAUCCAAGCACAUCUCGCUUGGUACGUACGCGGUGAUGAGUGUGAUGAUCGGAGGUGUGACGGAGCGGGUGGCACCAGACUCUGACUUCAUGAUGUGGGACAACGUGACCAACUCCAGCAUCAUCGACAUCACAGCGCGGGACGCGGAGAGAGUCCGCGUGGCUGCGGCCGUCACCUUCUUGUCUGGGUUAUUUCAGAUUCUGCUGGGUCUGGUCCAGUUCGGGUUCGUGGUGACGUACCUGUCGGAGCCGCUGGUGCGAGGCUACACCACAGGAGCCGCCAUCCACGUCAUCGUGUCCCAGCUCAAAUACACCUUCGGCAUCAGCCCCAACAGAUACAGCGGCCCCUUCUCCUUGAUUUAUACGGUGUUGGAGGUGUUUUACCUCGUCCAAGAAACAAACAUCGGCACUCUCGUGGUCAGCAUUGUCUCCAUAGUCGGCCUCAUCAUCGUUAAGGAGCUCAAUGCAUACCUCAGCAAAAAACUGCCUGUUCCUAUACCUGUGGAGCUGCUCGCUAUUAUUAUUGCUACAGUGAUUUCCUGGCAGGUUAAUCUGGAGGAGAAAUAUGGAGUGGAUGUGGUGGGAGAGAUUCCCUCAGGUCUGCAGCCGCCUGUUCUCCCGACAGCCUCUCUGUUCGGCCAGCUGAUCGGCGAUGCCUUCGCUCUGUCUGUGGUCGGCUACGGCAUCGCCAUCUCACUGGGACGCAUCUUCGCCCUCAAAUAUGGAUACAAAGUGGACAGUAACCAGGAGCUGAUCGCUCUGGGCCUCAGUAACUCCGUCGGAGGGGUGUUUCAGUGUUUCGCCAUCAGCUGCUCCAUGUCCCGCUCCAUGGUGCAGGAGAGCACCGGAGGCAAGACUCAGGUUGCUGGUGCUCUAUCAGCGGUAGUCAUCCUCAUCAUCACGUUGUGGAUUGGAACCCUCUUUGAAGAUUUGCCGAAGGCGGUGUUGGCUGCCAUCAUCUACGUCAACCUCCACGGGAUGAUGAAGCAGUUCAUGGACGUCCCUGCGCUGUGGAGGACCAACAGAGUUGACAUGAUGGUGUGGCUGGCCACUUUCAUCCUCACGGUGCUUUUCAACCCUGAUCUGGGUCUCGCUGCCUCCAUUGGCUUCUCCAUACUCACCGUUAUAUUCAGGACACAGCUACCCACGUACUCCCUCCUUGGGCAGGUCCCAGGCACAGACAUUUACAGGCCAGUGGAGGAAUAUAAGCAGGUGAGGCAGGUGCCAGGUGUAGUGAUCUUCCGCUCCUCAGCCACCCUCUACUUUGCCAAUGCUGAGAUGUACCAAGAUGCCCUGGCACAGAAGUCCGGCAUCGAUAUCACCAAGAUCCUGUCAGCCAAGAAGAAGCUGGAGGCCAAGAGGAAGAGGCAUGAGAAGAAAGAGGCGAAGAAAGCCAAGAAGGAUGCCAAGAAAAACGCACAGGACAUGAAGGAGGAGCCAGAGAGCCCCGAGAGGACGGACAUCGUCACAAUUGAGGUCGAUGAUCGGCCCGACCCCUCGCUGCCCAGAGCCAUCGUCCUCGACCUCAGCCCCGUCAACUUCCUGGACACCGUGGGAGUCAAGACGCUGCGUGGGAUCCACAAAGACUACGGAGACAUCGGCAUCGAGGUGGUUCUCUCUGGCUGCCAGACUGGUGUGGUGGAAAACCUGCAGUCUGGAGGUUUCUUUAACGACAAAGUGACAAAGUCCUGUCUCUUCUCCACCAUCCACGAUGCCGUUCUACACUGUCAGUCUGCCAGCGCACACAGCCCAGAUGAGGCUCCUUGCUUCACCAACACACCUGCUCCUUGUUGCCAUUAA
Molecule: messenger RNA, 2154 nt
Organism: Myripristis murdjan (pinecone soldierfish)
Lineage: Eukaryota; Metazoa; Chordata; Actinopteri; Holocentriformes; Holocentridae
Gene: slc26a6.2
Product: solute carrier family 26 member 6, tandem duplicate 2
Exons: 19
Coding region: 1-2154 (717 amino acids)
Biological process (GO): sulfate transmembrane transport
Cellular component (GO): membrane
Molecular function (GO): secondary active sulfate transmembrane transporter activity
Source: RefSeq, a predicted model, not a curated record